Fukomys damarensis (Damara mole-rat) is the source of this 1532-nucleotide messenger RNA. RefSeq names its product keratinocyte proline rich protein (gene Kprp). The record is from RefSeq and is a predicted model, not a curated record. The transcript has 4 exons. Bases 93 to 1532 code for a protein of 479 amino acids. NCBI's taxonomy places the organism in Eukaryota, Metazoa, Chordata, Mammalia, Rodentia, Bathyergidae.
CUUUAUAUAAAGACGGCCUCUGCCCAGGGCCUUUGCCUGAAUGACUUCGUGCCUGACCAGGAGGGUCCCACUCACCGGCCUGCAUCAGGACCAUGUGUGACCAGCAGCAGAUUCAGUAUUGCCUGCCGCUCCCCCAGUGCUGCGUCAAGGGUUCCUCCUUCGGACCCGCCCAGCUUGCCGGCACCAGUGGCGAGGUGCUAGUCCCAGCCCCUUGUGGGAUGCAGAUUUUGGAGUGCCCUGCACCAUGCCAAGUCCAAGCUUCCCAGACUCCCUGCCAGACGAAGACUACCCAGAUGGAGGGCCAGACUGCGUGCAAAACCAAGACCACCCAGGUGAAAUUCCAGGCUCCCAGCAAGUCCAAAACUACCCAGGUGAAGAGCCAGGCCCCCUGCGAGUCCAAGACCACCCAGGUAGCGUGUCAGGCUCCCUGCCAGACUCAAGUAUCCUGCGUCCAGUGCCAGGCUCCAUGCCAAUCUGGGGUUUCCUACGUGCAGUACGAAGUCCCGUACCCUGUUCAGACUUCCUACGUAGAAUGUGCUCCAGUUUGCUACACAGAAACUUGUUAUGUGAAAUAUCCGGUCCAGACCUACGUACCCAUUCUCGCCCCUCAGCCUGUCACUACUUAUGUGGAAUGUCCCCCAGUGUCCCAGACCCAGGGAAGCUUCUCCACCCAGCGCCAGUACCAGGGCUCCUACAGCAGCUGCGCCCCCCAAUUCCAAGCAGGGGCCUCCUAUAGCAGCUGCGGCCCCCAGCGCCAGUCCGGGGCUUACUACAGCAGCUGCGCCCCCCAAUUCCAAGCAGGGGCCUCCUACAGCAGCUGCGCCUCCCAGCGUCAGUCCCGGGCUUCCUUUAGCUCGUGUGCGCCCCAGUGGCAGGGCCAGGACUGCUACGGGAGCUUCGGAGGGCAGCGUCGGUCCCAGAGCACCAGCAGAUGCCUCCCUUCGCGUCGGCUGGAGCCCUCAUAUCGCAGCUGUUCCCCGCCACGACGCUUUGGGCCCCGCUACAGCAGCUGCCUGCCAUCAACAGGCUCUUCGGGUUCCUACAGCUACUGCACCCCACCGCGCCGCUCCGAGCCCAUCUACAACAGCCACAGCUGUCCGCGCCCCAGCGCAGGCCGCUCCCAGAGAUGCGGACCCAGGUGCCGGGUGGAGAUUUCCUCCCCCUGCUGCCCCCGGCAGGUGCCACCGCAGAGGUGUCCCGUUCAGAUUCCGCCCAUCAGGGGGCGCUCGCGGAGCUGCGCCCCACGGCCGUCCUGGGGCACCUGCUCGAGCUGUCACGAGAGCAGCCCGCGCUGCCUCGACACAGAGGGCAGCUGUGGCCCGUGUGGGUACAGCCAGGGGUGCGAGAGUGGUCCUGGCUGCCGGCCUGGUGAUGUCUUUCCAGAGCCACCUGGUGGUUGUGGCGACCAGGGAAACUGCCUCUUUCUUGCGGCCUUCUUGGCCGGUUCCCACUCACAGCAGCCUGUGCUGACUGCUGAAGCUCAUGGCUGCCUUCACCCCAGCAAGGAGGGCACGACUUCCAACAUCUCGUGA